AAUGAACAUCAGACUGCGUUAUAUAGAAAUGGAAGGACGCUCGCUGCGCCAAAGUUGCGGUGGUGGAUUAUCAGCAAAGUGGAUACAGUGGAUGUCGUAUUUUGAAUGUGCAUUGUUAAUAUAGGUUAAUGUUUCUGACUUACCAAUGUGAGAAAGCAAUUUAAGAAUUUUACCGUGCACUGUCGGAUAAAUCUAGAUAAGUCAUAUUCAAGUGAUGUUUAUUCAAAAUGUUGGCGUGUGGCUUAAUUGCUAAUUCCAGUUAGUUUUUUCUGUUUGUUUGCGCAUUGUAAUUUCUGGCUUCCCAAACGUGAUGUAGCUCUGUGCAUAGACGAUUCCAAUUCGAAGUUAGUGACUCGAGAAUAAUUGUCGUCCUCUGGAUAGUAAAUACCCAUUUAAUCAUGACAGAUAAGGAAUAUGUUGGCCUCUCUAAAGAGGAGAUUGCAAGACAAUUUAUGCUCCCUGAAAGAAAAUCAAAAAUUGCUACUCUCCUUAAACAAGAUGGGCAAGCAUAUUGCAUUUGCCGAUCUUCCGAUUCGUCAAGGUUUAUGAUUGGUUGUGAUAACUGUGAAGAAUGGUACCAUGGUGAUUGCAUUCGUAUAACUGAAAAAGAAGCAAAGUACAUAAAACAAUUUUUCUGUGUGCGUUGUCGAGAGGAAGAUCCAACUUUAGUUACCCGGUAUAAACCUCGGAAACGAGAAGGAGAGCGAAAUGAAAGGAAUGAUCGGAAUGACCGAAAUGAUAGAAAUGAACGGAAUGACCGUAAUGAACGAAAUGCUUCAGGAACUGAUGAAAAGAGAUCCAAAAAAAGGCGAGACAAAAUGGAGUCGUUUGAAGAAAAGGUGAGAUCAUCUUCUAAACGAUGUGGCCGUUGUUCUGGGUGCUAUCGUACUGAGGACUGUGGGAGAUGUGAAGGAUGCCGAGAUAAGAAACACGGUGGCUUUCGUCAGCGUCCCCGAUGUGUCCAUCGUCAAUGUGUUAAUGCAGCGCCA
Molecule: messenger RNA, 989 nt
Organism: Gryllus bimaculatus (two-spotted cricket)
Lineage: Eukaryota; Metazoa; Arthropoda; Insecta; Orthoptera; Gryllidae
Source: the annotation of a GenBank genome assembly